GCGCAUCGAAGCGUAGAGAAGCGAGGCUCGUGGAGCGGGGACGGGCCAACGGCCGAACACAACCAGCGUCAUACAGAGAAACGCCGCACGCGCACGAGAGAGAGAGAGAGAGAGAGAGUGGGGAGUGGUCACCGAGAUGGAGGCGGCCGCCUCGUCGCCGUCGCCGGAGCAGCUGCUGCUCCGGCCCACGACCCCGCCGCCCGGCCCCCGCGCCGGCGCCAGCUCCGGGAACCCGCUUUCGCCCGCGGCGGCGAGGCCGGGCCGCCUCGCGGCGCUCAUCGGGCGCGCGGCGGGGCGGCGGGGCCCGUCGAUGCUGGUGCGCGAGACGGCGGCGCUGCAGCUGGAGCGGAGGCGCGCUGACUGGGCGCACUCCUGCCCCGUCGUCGCGCUCGACAUCGCGUGGAACGUCGCCUUCGCCGCCGCCACCGCCGCCGUGCUCGCGUCCUCCGCGGAGGAGAGCCCCGUCAAGCCGCUCCGCCUGUGGCUCGUCGGUUACGCCGCGCAGUGCCUGGUGCACGUCGCGCUAGUCUGCUCCAACACCCGCCGCGGCCCCGCCCGCGCGCGUGGCUCCGCCUCCGACAUCGAGUCCGCCGCAGAAGCUGGGGCGGACAGCUCGGUCAGCAACGGCGAAGAUGUCGAAGGGGAGGAACAAAGGAGCAGCUUUACAAGUCAUCGUUGUGAGUCGAUGAACACGAUGAUAUCAUUUCUGUGGUGGAUCAUUGGAUUCUACUGGGUAGUGUCGGGCGGGGAGGUGCUCGAGCACGGUGCUCCAAGGCUGUAUUGGUUGGCCGUAGUGUUCUUAGCCUUUGAUGUGUUUUUUGCUGUGUUUUGCGUUGCUGUGGCCUGCUUCAUUGGGAUUGCACUGUGCUGUUGCUUGCCUUGUGUCAUUGCUAUUCUGUAUGCUCUGGCUGGCCAGGAGGGUGCAUCAGAUGCAGAUAUUAGUGUUCUUCCCAGAUAUAGAUAUUCUGAUCCGAGUGAGAAUGGACAAAAAGGAACAGAUGAAGGAUUGAUGAUCCCUAUUCUGAAUAAUAGUGGAACAUCAACAAUCGAGCGGAUUCUCCUUCGUGAGGAUGCUGAAUGCUCUAUCUGUCUCUCGUCAUAUGAAGAUGGAGCAGAGUUAUCUGCUCUUCCCUGCAACCAUCACUUCCACUGGACAUGUAUUACCAAAUGGCUGCGCAUGCACGCGACCUGUCCACUUUGCAAGUACAACAUACUCAAAGGCAGUGAUAGUGCAUGACCAACUUAUGCUGACAUAACUUCCACGCCCAGAGCCUGUCUGCUGUAUGCAUCAAUGUCCCGGCUCGUAGAGCAAGCGAGCAAGCUCGUGCAAUGUUUUUGUGAUUCCGAUCUGGUUGUGUGCUGAUAACAUCACUUCUAAGAGAUGUUCUAUGUGACAACUUGAUGUGUGUCUUGCUGUUUAGAUGUGGUGACAACUUGUAAAUGAAUGACCUAACUUUUAGCUGGGUUUGUUAAUAUCGCCUGUAAAUAUCUUUGGAGUUGUGCUGUUUUCUGGAUACGAUAAAAUUGAAAUUGGUGAAACACUUGGUGAUAAAUUCAUUAUUUACAAUUGAAGUUG
Molecule: messenger RNA, 1576 nt
Organism: Phragmites australis (common reed)
Lineage: Eukaryota; Viridiplantae; Streptophyta; Magnoliopsida; Poales; Poaceae
Product: E3 ubiquitin protein ligase RIE1-like
Exons: 5
Coding region: 137-1237 (366 amino acids)
Source: RefSeq, a predicted model, not a curated record